AUGAGCUUGUCACUUCUCCAGGGCUACUCCUCCGCUGAGGAGGACGACGACCCCGCCGCCGGCACCGAGCUGAGCGAGUCCGGUGAUUCGUCAGCUGAGGAAGCCGGAUCGGACGGAGACGACGGGUCCGCUCCUCCAAAGCCGGCCCCCAAGCCCCGCCGCCGACCAAACCCUAAGGGGGGAGAUGCCGGCGGCGGCGACGGGGACUCCUCGCUGCCCUCCGCGCUGGAGGCCUUUGCCGAUGUCUCGGGACCACCGGAGUUUCUGAGGCACAGGGUUGCCGAGCCCGAGGAAGGGACGGAGGCCCUCGGUGUACUCGAUCGCCGUGGGAGAGAGGGGAGCAAGCACCCGCCUCCAGGUGCUGUUGUGGUGGCAAAACCGCAGUUAGUUGCCAUCCACGAGCGAGUUACCACAACCGGAGCCAACCCCCCAGGUCCAGUGACAUCUGGUUCUGUUGAUGGGAAAAGAAUAAUAGGUGCUGCAAAUCCUGGGCCAGAAGAUGCAGCUGAUCUUCUGAGGAUGUGUCUCCAAUGUGGUGUACCAAAGACCUAUUCACAUGGUAAGGGUAUGGUUUGCCCUCAGUGUGGUGAUAGACUGGUGCAGACAAAAGAGCCCGAAAAGAAGAAGGGUUCCACUGUCAAAGACAAGGAGAAGAUCAAGAGGAUGAGGGGUCAAUCGUCGCAUGCAUCCUGGAAGAGUGAAACCGAGAUGGCUCUUCGGCAACAAUUCGAUUGA
Molecule: messenger RNA, 735 nt
Organism: Miscanthus lutarioriparius
Lineage: Eukaryota; Viridiplantae; Streptophyta; Magnoliopsida; Poales; Poaceae
Source: the annotation of a GenBank genome assembly